UGCAAGCUGUGUACAACUUGAUUUAUUUUACACACACACACACACACACAAGACUCCCACAUACUCCAACUCCCACACCGGCAUUUCGCACAAGCUCCACCUCCCAUGUGAGGAUCUGAGGAGCGGUGGCUCAUCUCCCUGAGCUCCUGGAAGUGUUCAAAAGAACUUGUCAAUUUGCUGCUGUCGAUCAACGCCGGCGCUUGCCUACGAUUGGCUGCAGUUCAGAGCCCCGGUCCCGGGACUCAGCCGCGCCAAGCCAAGCCGGGUCGCCGCGGCUCACUCGCUACUUUGCAAUGGCAGCGGCGCAGACAACGGAGCUGCGGCAGCGAGCCGCCACCUCUUGCUCCACACCGCUCCAGAUGCGCUAACGUGCCUCCUGUCCACAGCGAACUCCAGUCGGAAAGGCGGGGGGUGGCGGGGCGAAAGAGCACAAGCUGGGAUCGCCGUCUGAAUUAACCCUCCUGCUGCUACGCCUUGAGGAAGAGGUUCCUGGAGCGGGGAUGGGUCGCUUGCUUGCGCCGCUGCUCACCCUGCUCCUGUGGGCUCGGACAGCCGGCGCCGUGGUCAAUCUGAAAUACUCGAUCGUGGAGGAGGAAAGAGCCGGUACGGUGAUCGGCAACAUCGCCAAGGACGCCGGCUUCUCCACCUGGGAGCAGACGGUGCCGCUGUUCCGCGUCCUCUCCAACUCGGCGCCUCACCUGGUGGAGAUCAACCCGCUGACCGGCUUGCUGGUGACCAAGCAGAAGAUCGACCGCGACCUGCUGUGCCGACAGAGCGCCAAGUGCCUGAUCUCGCUGGAGGAGAUGGUGAACUCCAUGGAGAUCUACGUGAUCAAGGUGGAGAUCGUGGACCUGAACGACAACUCGCCGAGCUUCCCCACCGAGAGGAUCGACCUGGAGAUCUCGGAGACGGCGAGCCCGGGCACCCGGAUCCCGCUGGAGAGCGCUUACGACCCGGACGCCGGCCAGUACGGGGUGCAGACCUACCGGCUGAGCCCGAGCGAGCUCUUCGGCUUGGAGAUCAAGAGCCGGGGAGACGGCUCCCGCUUCGCCGAGCUGGUGGUGGAGAAGCCGCUCGACCGGGAGAAGCAGUCCCGGUACAGCUACCAGCUGAGCGCGGUGGACGGCGGAGACCCCCCGCGGGUGGGGACCACCCAGCUCAACAUCCGAGUGAUCGACUCGAACGAUAACUACCCCCGGUUCGAGAGAGCCUCGUACACGGUCAGCGUCCUGGAGAACGCGCCGAUGGGCUCUCUGGUCACCGAGCUGAAGGCUUCGGACCCAGACGAGGGCAGCAACGGGCAGGUCGUCUACUCGUUCAACAGCUACGUGCCCGAGAGGACCCGCCAGCUGUUUGGGCUGGACCCCCGCACCGGGGCGCUCACCGUCCGCGGCCAAAUCGACUACGAGGAGGGCACCGUCUACGAGAUCGACGUCCAGGCGAAAGACCUGGGACCGAACUCCAUCCCGGCUCACUGCAAGGUCACCGUGCAUGUGGUGGACGUGAACGACAACGUGCCGGUCAUCAGCCUCUUCUCGGUCAACAGCGGCACGGUGGAGGUCAGCGAGGCCGCCCCGCCCGGCUACGUGAUCGGCCUGGUGCGGGUGUCGGACCGGGACUCCGGGCCGAACGGCCGGGUCCGCUGCCAGCUCCUGGGCGAGCCGCCGUUCCGCCUGCAGGAGUACGAGAGCUUCUACACGGUGCUGGUGGACGGCCGCCUGGACCGGGAGCGGCGCGACCUCUACAACCUGACGGUGCUGGCCAAGGACGGCGGCUCGCCGUCGCUGCAGUCGUCCCGUUCGUUCGGGGUGAGGGUGAGCGACGAGAACGACAACCCGCCGGUGUUCGGGCAGCCCGCCUACCAGGUCAUGGUGCAGGAGAACAACACGCCCGGCUCGCACCUGCUCUCGGUGUCCGCCCGCGACCUCGACCUGGGCUCGAACGGGACCGUCUCCUACCAGAUCGCCCCGUCCCAGGUCAAGGACAUGCCGGUGUUCACCUACGUCUCCAUCAACCCCACCUCGGGCGACGUCUACGCCCUCCGCUCCUUCAACCACGAGCAGACCCGCUCGUUCGAGUUCCAGGUGCUGGCGAGGGACGGCGGCACCCCGCCGCUGCAGAGCAACGCCACGGUGCGGGUGCUGGUGCUCGACGCCAACGACAACGUGCCGCUCAUCUCGGCGCCGCCGCUCGUCAACGGCACCGCCGAGCUCUACAUCCCCCGCGGCGUGCCCGCCGGCUACCUGGUCACCGUGCUCCGCGCCGACGACUACGACGACGGCGACAACGGGCGCCUGAGCUACGAGAUCGCUGACGGCGGGCGCGGGUACUUCCGCAUGGAGGCGGCGAGCGGCGAGCUCCGCACCAGCCGGCGCUUCGCCGACGCCGGCUCGGACGCCGCCUUCGACCUGGUCGUGGUGGCCCAGGACCACGGGAAGCCCGCGCUCUCCUCCACCGCCCUGAUCGUGGUGUACCUGUCGCCGGCGCUGGACGCCCGGGAGUCUGGCGGCUCUCUCAACCUCUCGCUGAUCUUCAUCAUCGCCCUGGGCUCCAUCGCCGCCAUCCUCUUCGUCACCAUGAUCUUCGUGGCGGUCAAGUGCAAGCGGGACAACAAGGAGAUCAGGACCUACAACUGCAGGGUGGCCGAAUACUCCUACGGGCAGCAGAAGAAGCCCAAGAAGAAAGGCAAGAUCAGCAAGAACGACAUCCGCUUGGUGCCCAGGGACAUGGAGGAGACCGACAAGAUGAACGUGGUCAGCUGCUCCUCCCUCACCUCCUCCCUCAACUACUUCGACUACCACCAGCAGACUUUGCCCUUGGGGUGCCGGAGGUCCGAGGCGACCUUCCUCAACGUGGAGAGCCAGAACUCGAGGAACGCCGCGGGCAACCACGUGUACCACACUUUCACCAGCACCCAGAGCUCCCAGCAACAGCCAGACCUCAUCAUCAACGGCAUGCCGCUUCCCGAGUCAGAAAAUUACUCCAUCGAAUCAAGCUAUGUAAACAGCAGACAGCACCUUAUUAAAAGUAGUUCCACAUUCAAAGACCUGGAAAGAAACAGUCUCAAGGACAGUGGACAUGAAGAAAGUGACCAGACUGACAGCGAGCAUGAUACGCAUCGGGGCCUCUAUUGCGACACAGCUAUCAAUGAAGUGCUAAAUACAACUCACAAUUCCACUGGUUCUCAGGUACCUGAUCAAGAUCAGAACGAACAUUUUACCUGCAUAGAGGAAUGCCGGAUUUUAGGUCACUCAGACAGAUGUUGGAUGCCACGGGUCGCCGUAGCAAGCCGUGCCAAAUCGCCCGAACGUGGAAAAAAUGUUAUUGCACUGUCGAUAGAGACCACCACUGUGGACUCUGAACCCUAUGAGAAUGGCAGCUCAAAGAGAACUUUUGCAACUUUUGGCAAAGACCCCAGGGAUCGCAUCACUGAGAAUGAUAAAACAGAUUUAAAAGGAAAGAGGACAUUUGAUCUACCCAUCUGUAGCCCGAAAGUGAACGGCUCAGUCUCCAGCAGCCAGGAAACCAGUAAUGGUAUUGACAUUUCAAGUCCUGCCAGCACACCUGUGCAUUUGGGCAGCCCCUUGUCUAACAGGCCUGCAGUCACGUACUCUGUGAUGCACUGCCCAGUAACGUGUGAUCUCGACCGACCUUUCAAUCCGGCCUCCUCACAUCUGUCAGAGCCAGGAUCCAGGGAAGCAGACUCAGAGCAUGUCCAAGAGAUCAACCACGUCCUGCACGAUUGCAGGGAAAAGGACUCACCAGGCAUUAAACGAAUACAGGACAUUGUGCUGUGAUCAGUGGGCACCACCCAUAAUGCAGAUAAAUAUUAACACCUUGACAGUUUGUUUCUCGCCUUCCUUCAAUUUCAUAAAUGGCUGUAUUUAAAUGCUUUUUUUUCCUAAGUGUACUUUUUACUCCCAAUAUUUUUUGACAUUUUUCACUGGCAUAGACAGAGUGGGGAAACUCUUAGCAUUUGACCUCCCAUGCAAUUCCAAAAUUAAAUUCACCAAAAUCAGAUCAUAUUAGAUCAAACUACAUUCAACCAGAGACAAGAUAACAAGUGUGAAGCUGGAUGAACACAG
Molecule: messenger RNA, 4085 nt
Organism: Stegostoma tigrinum
Lineage: Eukaryota; Metazoa; Chordata; Chondrichthyes; Orectolobiformes; Stegostomatidae
Gene: pcdh19
Product: protocadherin 19
Exons: 5
Coding region: 501-3797 (1098 amino acids)
Biological process (GO): homophilic cell-cell adhesion
Cellular component (GO): plasma membrane
Molecular function (GO): calcium ion binding
Source: RefSeq, a predicted model, not a curated record